Symbiodinium sp. CCMP2592 is the source of this 453-nucleotide messenger RNA. The record is from the annotation of a GenBank genome assembly. Lineage: Eukaryota; Dinophyceae; Suessiales; Symbiodiniaceae.
AUGGGCUCCGUCCACAACCACCACAUGACUGCCGUGGAGAGUGGUGGGCAAGACUACUUCUCCGUGAAGUUUAUGCGGGCCUUUGGAGCAAGCCACGGCUCGAAGUACGAGACGGACUGGACUGGCAUUCCGCACAUCAAGGACAGUGUCUUCGUCGCAGUUCUCCCAGAGAACCUCGAGUGGAAAGAAUCCAAAAUGGGUCAGUCCAUUCUGCUGCCGCAGAACGAACAGUUCCUGGUUACGGAUUCCAUGUGGAUCAACCUGGGCAAGUCUCCAGUCUUCAAAGGCUGCUCGAAAUGCUGGUCCUUUGCGAAGUGGCGCCAGGGUGUUCACACGUACAGGAUGAGCGGACUGAGCUUCAUCAACGUCACCAGGAAGCUCCGAGUCUACAAGAAGGCCGGUUGCAAGCUCUACCCGUACGAAGAGAGAUUCCCAAAAUUCGGAUUCGGUUGA